AUGGUCGGAAUCCCCUUGAAUGGUUCAGUCUCGUUCGCGUCUACUGUCCCGGAUUCCCAUCAUACGUCGCAGACAACAAGGAAGAUGCCUUAUCAAACUUGCAAUUCUCCAAAUGCACCGUCGAACCCAGGCGAGAUGAAGACGCCAAGUCGGGCCAAUAGUAACCAAUCCCUGCAGAUCAAAGGCAGUGGAUGCGCCAUAGAUCGAGGGUUUUCCUUGGCACCUGGUGUCCAGAUCGCUAUGAUAUGCUUCUACGAGGUCAUGUAUGACUCUGCAACACAGACGACAGUGAUUGGUGCUGGUAGUAUUUCAGACAACAUCUAUGCAGUGCUGGGUGCUCAGGGUGUGAACGUAUUUGGGGAGAGAGUAAACCAGUUCACUCUCGGUGGUGGGUGUUUGUGGCUGAGAGACCAGUACAGGCUCCCUAUUGAUAAUGUGCUCGCGUACGAGUUGGUGGCGCUGAAUGGGACUGUGGUGACUGUGAAGGAAGAGACUGAUACGGAGCUUUUUCUUUUCAGCAGGAACAACUACAGUAUUGUCACUCAGUUUACCCUAAGGAUGUUCCCACAGAAUACCUUUUGGGGAUCCAUCUACGUCAAGUUCUGUUCAGAAGUGACCAAUCCCAAACCCGCAGUAUCAAUACCCAUCAUAUACAUAAAGUAUACGCCAGCGGUCAGGUCUUUAUCUCCACUUGAAUGUUCUACAAUGCCCCCAUUCCCCCAAACGGCAUAUUCGAUAAUUUCCUCAGCAUACCCAGCACGUUCCUUCAACGACUUCAUCAACUUGAUGUUUGUUUCCAUUGAUAACAGUAUGUUUGUUAACUUGCGGGAUUACUACCGGUUCACGAACCUGGCUAGGACCGUAUACAACAAUAUCGCCACACUUGAGUACUCCAAGUCUACCACCCAAUGCAUCAUCAAUGGUCUCACUCUACACCCUCGAAAACUUUCUCCCCAGCAUCCUCGCACACGCUCCCGCAAGCUUGCGCACCCACGUCAUCUUUUCUACUUGGAAUGGGUGAAGAAGAGGAGGAUGGGAACGGCCUGUGGAGGUACCCAAAAUGAUAUGCCGUUGGCGGAUAUGUUUGGUGAGGAGGGCGUGCGGACGAUGCAGGCUGUGAGGGAGAGGGCGGAUCCGGAGGGAGUGAUGCGGUUGACGAUGGGGUUCAAGGUGUAG
Desarmillaria tabescens is the source of this 1176-nucleotide messenger RNA. RefSeq lists its product as uncharacterized. The record is from RefSeq and is a predicted model, not a curated record. The transcript has 8 exons. Gene Ontology annotation, molecular function: flavin adenine dinucleotide binding. The coding region runs from base 1 to 1176 and encodes 391 amino acids. NCBI's taxonomy places the organism in Eukaryota, Fungi, Basidiomycota, Agaricomycetes, Agaricales, Physalacriaceae.